AAAAUGUUCUGUUUCCUCUUCCAGUACAAUCAAAAGAGACACCUUUACUGCUAAGCUCUUUGAUAUCUACAAGCAAGUCCUGAAAGAAGGCAUUGCACAGACUGUGUUCCUGGGCCUGAACCGCUCAGACUACAUGUUCCAGAGUAAUGCAGAUGGCUCCCCAGCCCUGAAACAGAUUGAAAUCAACACUAUUUCUGCCAGCUUUGGGGGCCUUGCAUCUCGGACUCCAGAUGUGCACCGACAUGUUCUCAAUGUCCUGAAUAAGACCACAGAAGCUACCAAGAUCCUCUCCAAUAAUCCCAGGAGGGGACUGGCCCUGGGGAUCGCCAAAGCCUGGGAGCUCUAUGGGUCAGCCAAGUAAGUAUGGG
This is a messenger RNA of Dipodomys ordii (Ord's kangaroo rat), 368 nucleotides long. RefSeq names its product glutathione synthetase-like. The record is from RefSeq and is a predicted model, not a curated record. Gene Ontology annotation, biological process: glutathione biosynthetic process. NCBI's taxonomy places the organism in Eukaryota, Metazoa, Chordata, Mammalia, Rodentia, Heteromyidae. The transcript is spliced from 3 exons. Gene Ontology annotation, cellular component: cytosol. Gene Ontology annotation, molecular function: ATP binding; glutathione binding; glutathione synthase activity. The annotation marks the transcript as partial.